GUGUCUAAAUUCUAAAUUAAAAUUUUAGUAGUCGCCAUUUUAACACAUAAGUUCGAGUUUACAACGUUUGAGUAAUUUUUUGCUAGUAUUUCAUUGAUAUUAUUGUAAGAUGAAUUCGUUAAUGGGUUAUGGAAGUGAUGAUGAUCCAGAUGACUCUCCUGAUACCAGACAAGUGGACACCUACUCCAGUUCAAGAACUUAUCGGAAACCUGGGGGAAACUCCCAUGCAGAUGACACUAACUAUGAUGAAGUUCAAAUGAGCCUUAGUGAGGAUUCUGAUUGUGAAUCGAAGCACCAGCGGAAAUCGAGUAGGGAGAAGGACAGUAUUCGUCGUUGCAGUCCCAAAUUCAGAGAUGAAGAUGAUCAUAGAAGAGAUAGGAGAGAUGACAGAAGAGAUGAUAGGAAAGACAACGGAGACAGACACAGAGACAGGGACAGGAGUGAAGAAAGAACCAGGCAUAACAGAGACGACGAAAAGCCCAACUAUAGAGAUGAUAGAGAAGAAGAUAGAGAAAAGAGUAGCAGAGAUGAUGAUAGAGCAAGAGAUCGAGGAGACAGAUUAAGGGAAAGAGAUGAUAAUAAAGUGAAAGAUCGAAGAGAUGACAGACGAGCGAAAUCCAGAGAGAGAUACAGUAGUAGGGAUGAUAGAUACAGAAAAGACAGAGAUAGGAGGCGGAGCAGGUCACCAAGAGAUGGAAGGGAUAGAGAGAGGCGACGUAGUAGGUCGCCUCGUAGAAAUGAAAGGUCCAGAUCAAGAUCAAGAGAUAGAAACUCGAACAGAGGUAAAGGAGGAGGAUUUGCCAGGCGAUUCGGCAGAGGAUAUAGCAGAACUGAUGAUACAGAUAACACAGCUGGCGCUUCAGCGCGAUCGGAAGAAAAUCCAACUGGAGGAGAUGCUACAAACAAAGAUAGAUUUUUUGUUCCUGGCAUUACAGGUAGAUUUAGAGAACAAAUAGAAAAGCGUAAAUUAUUAUGGCAGAAGAAGGAACCUGAAAAGCAAGAAACCGUUGUAAAGCCAGCUCCAAGCUUUGGAGUUGGAGGAUCAAGAACAACAAAAGUUUGGGAAGCAACUACUUUUGCUCAAGACACUGAUGGUAAAGUCGCUAAUAAAUUCAAGAGACUCAUGGGAAUAAAAUCUGCAACUGAUGGCAACAGUACUGCUACUGAGGUUCUUAAGAAACAGGAAGAAAUGUUUACUUCAAUGGAACAACAGUAUGAAGUAGCUCGAACUGCCACUCAUACAAUGAGAGGUGUAGGUUUAGGGUUUGGAAGUUAUCCCCGAUAAUUUUUUUCAGAAUUUGUUUGAUAUUUAUGGAUAAGGAAUAUUAUAUUUGAUGUUUAAAUUGGUUAUUUUGUUGACUAGGCAAUUACAGUUUUUUUGUAAAUCCUACUUUUUUCGAGAAUAUAUUUUUUGAUUUAGGUCUAAUUUACAAUUCAGGUGUAUAGAAUGUUUUGUUUUGUUUUUGCAAAGAUGCAAUUGAAUUCUACCAUCAAAUGGAAAUCACUUUUUGAAAUCUGAUAUAAUGUGUUGUGUAUAAUCAAAAUAUAUGGAAAGAACACUUCUGUAUCGAUAAUCUCUGGUCAACAGGAGUUAAUUUAAUGAAAAUAAGUUUACCUCAGCUUUCAACAUUCAUUCGUGGCUGUUAAAGUGAUUGGGAAUCUUACCUGUAGUUUUUUGGGGUAAGGUAGAUUUUGUGAUGUAAUAAAGUUGAAAAAAAAAA
Molecule: messenger RNA, 1721 nt
Organism: Leptinotarsa decemlineata (Colorado potato beetle)
Lineage: Eukaryota; Metazoa; Arthropoda; Insecta; Coleoptera; Chrysomelidae
Source: RefSeq, a predicted model, not a curated record